This is a messenger RNA of Eutrema salsugineum, 1253 nucleotides long. Its product is annotated as GLABRA2 expression modulator. The transcript has 4 exons. The record is from RefSeq and is a predicted model, not a curated record. Bases 122 to 1051 code for a protein of 309 amino acids. NCBI's taxonomy places the organism in Eukaryota, Viridiplantae, Streptophyta, Magnoliopsida, Brassicales, Brassicaceae.
AAAGAAAAAAAAAGGCGAAGAAGCCAACAAUACCAUCCUUCCAAAAUUCAAACUCCGUCUCAGAGACGGACCCACACCGAUUAAUCUCACGCGCCGCCGUACGCGCCGCCAUUUCUGAACGAUGGAACAGCCGAAAGCAGAGACAGGGGUUCCGGUCAAGGAUCAGAAUCCAAAUCCGACGAUGACCGUCGAUCCAAAAGCCACGGUUCAGGGAGCAAAGGGAGUCGAGGACGCGAGCACCGAGAUAGCAUUGUCCGAUGAGAAUUUAUCUCAGGUCGAAAUCGAGACGAAAGGGAGCGAUCCAACGGCGGCGCAAGCGCAACCGCCGAUUCGAACGGGGUCUGGAUCGAAGAAAUCCGUUCAUUGGAGCCCCGAAUUGGUUUCCGGGUCUCAGGAACCGGAUCAGAGAGCUGCUUCGUCUUCCCCUGCCGGAUCUAAUCCGUAUGUUGCUCGUUCUCCAGCUGAGACCUCGGAUCCUUCGUUGAAAGAUACGAUGGAGUCUGUGAAAGGAGCGCUUGGGAGAUGGGGAAGGAAGGUUGCAGAAGCAGCGAAGAAGACGGAAAGCCUUGCCGGGAACACGUGGCAGCACCUGAGAACUUCUCCGAGUUUUGCUGAAGCUGCUAUGGGAAGAAUCGCACAGAGUACGAAGGUCCUUGCAGAAGGAGGAUAUGAGAAGAUUUUCCGACAAACUUUUGAGACCGUUCCCGAAGAACAGCUGCUAAAUUCUUUUGCAUGUUACUUGUCUACAUCAGCUGGCCCAGUCAUGGGAGUUCUAUACAUAUCCACAGCCAAACUUGCUUACUGCAGUGACAAUCCUCUUUCAUACAAAAAUGGUGGUCAAACCGAAUGGAGCUAUUACAAGGUAGUUAUACCAUUACAUCAACUUAAAGCAGUGAAUCCAUCAACAAGCAUAGUCAAUCCUGCAGAAAAGUACAUACAGGUAAUCUCUGUAGACAACCAUGAGUUCUGGUUCAUGGGUUUCUUAAACUACGAAGGCGCCGUCACAUCUCUGCAAGAGUCUUUGCAAGCCGGUGGUUUACGAUCAGUGUGAUGGUGAAUUCUUUUGAUGACCAUAUAAAGCCUCUUAAUGAUGAAACUCUGAAUUAUUUUGAUCUGAACUUUUUUUCUCUCAUUUUGCUUAGUUAUUAUCGUUUCAGAAGACUCGAUUAACAUUGUUUGCAUAAAUAUAAUCUCUAAAGAUCCUAUUUUUGCUAUAGAAACUAGCUGAAUCAAAUUCAAUGUCUUUUUUGUUU